GUGCUGCGGAGCCUGCGGCUGCCUGGUGAAAUAAACCGAGUGAACCUUAAAUUUGCCGCGAAACUUUUCAGUGUUUUAGUUCAGUCUGCUGUUUCAUAAAGUGAUUGCAACGAUUCAUUCCACUCCACCUUCUCACUGGCUUAAAGUCCGAGCCGGCUGACUGAGCAAGGGCCGAGAAACUGAGGAAGUACGAAUGGAAAUGGACGAUAAUGAACAACAGACCUCUUGCUGUGAUACAAGAUGGUCACAGCAACUGUCAGGCCUUCCUCACAAGCUCCUGCAGCGCCUGAUGCCUUUCCAAAGGGAGGGAGUGGAGUUUGCUUUAUCUAGGAAUGGACGAUGUAUGAUCGCUGAUGAGAUGGGUCUUGGGAAGACGGUGCAGGCCAUCGCGGUGGCGUACGCUUUCAGGCAGGAGUGGCCCCUCCUGGUGGUGGUGCCCUCGUCACUGAAAUAUCCCUGGAUCGAAGAGCUGGAGAGGUGGAUCCCCGAGCUGCAGCCCGGAGACAUCAACCUGGUGGAGAACAAGAGCCACACCAUGGGUAUCAGCAGCAGUAAGGUGACAGUGCUGGGUUACGGUCUGCUCACCACAGAUGCCCGCCCCCUGGUCGAGGCCCUGAGCAGGCAGCGAUUCGCCGUGGUCGUGGUGGACGAGUCCCAUUACCUCAAAUCCAGGAACGCAGCGCGGACUAAGAUUCUGGCGCCUCUCAUUCAGAGCGCCAAGCGGGCCAUCCUGCUCACCGGUACCCCGGCCCUGGGUCGGCCUGAAGAGCUUUUCAUGCAAAUUGAGGCCCUCUACCCCAAGAAGCUCGGAACCUGGACUGACUACGCCAAAAAAUACUGCAACGCCCAUUACAGGUACUUCGGGUCUCGCAGGCAGUGGGACUGUCGCGGGGCUUCCAACCUGGAGGAGCUGCACCAGCGGCUGAGUCAAAUCAUGAUCCGUCGGCUCAAGGCUGAGGUGCUCACCCAGCUGCCCCCCAAAAUCCGCCAGCGUAUCCCCUUCGACCUACCUAAGGAGGCCGCAAAGGAGGCCUCAGCCAGCUUCGCAGAGUGGGAGAGACUGAUGAAGGAAAUGGGGUCGGGGGUCAGCGCCACAGACAACCCCUUCACUCAGGUCAUGGGCCUGGUCACACAAAUGUACAAGCAAACGGCUAUUGCCAAGGCGGGAGCUGUGAAGGACUACAUAAAGAUGAUGCUGGAGGCAGAGCAGCUGAAGUUCCUAGUGUUCGCCCACCACCUCACCAUGCUGCAGGCCUGCACCGAGGCCGCCAUCGAGGCCAAGGCUGCUUAUAUCCGUAUCGACGGCAGCGUCCCAUCCUCAGAACGAAUCCAGUUGGUCCACAAGUUCCAGAGUGACCCAGAGACACGGGUGGCCAUCCUCAGCAUCCAGGCAGCCGGUCAGGGUUUAACCUUCACCGCAGCCAGCCACGUGGUGUUUGCCGAGCUCUACUGGAACCCUGGCCACAUGAAGCAGGCUGAAGAUCGAGCCCACCGUAUUGGACAAACGUCCUCCGUCAACGUGCACUACCUCAUUGCCAAGGGCACUUUUGACACCGUUAUGUGGUCCAUGCUCAAUAAGAAGGAAACGGUGACUGGCAGCACUUUAAAUGGCAGAAAGGAAUACCUGAAGGCGGACGAGGGCGACAAGGACAAGUGGGAGUUCCUCAACUUUGCCGAUGCGUGGACGCCGAGCGAGAUGGUGCUGCCGCUGGAGGGAAACACAGGAAAUGCCAAAGAUGACGUGUUUUUCACUCAUUUUGAGAAAGAGAAGCAGCACGACAUUCGUUCCUUCCUCUCCCCGAGCGCCAGCAGGGAGAAGAAGAGGAAGAGAACAGAGGAUGAAGAAACAUGUCCCUCCGUCUCCUCAGAGAAGGCUGCCCAGCCAACUGGCAGUGGAACAAACUCUGAAAAAAGAGAGAAGUCUUCCGCACCCGACCAGGACUUCUCUCCCCAGCUGAAGAGGCUCCGGACGCCACAGCCCAGCCCAAGCCCCAGGUCCCGAUACGGUGGGAAGCGGCGGUCGACAGCUGCUGUGAUCGGCUCCGGCAGCCCCAGCGCCCUGGUCUCCUCCAUGGCCCCGCGGAAGCUGUCGGAGCCUGACCCUUCCACUGAGAAGUGGAGCUGUGGGGCCUGCACCUACUCCAACAGCAGCAUGUUGCCUUACUGUGAGAUGUGCGAGUUUCCGCGCUCUUUUUCUGGUGUCCAGUCAGAGCCACCCAGGCAUCAGCUGCCCCCCUCCACCGACAGGGACCAGGCAUGCGUUGUCCUCUCCAGCUCCGACAGCGAGCCAGAGCUCAGCCGGCGAAAAGACCAGACUCCAGAAUCGCUCAAAGACAAACAGAGCGAGGAGGAGGAGGAGGAUGAGCCUCCGAAAGACAAACAGAAACCAGGAGAAGCAGAGGAGGAGGACAAGUUGCAGCUCAAAGGCAAACAAUCAGCGGGAGAGCGAUGCGACAACGUCGCUGGCGGCUGCCUCCCCCCCGACCACACACAGGACGGAAGAGCUGCAGCGUGUCUGUCUUCUGCUGCGGAUGCUAAUGACGAGGAUGAGGGCAAUGAUGGAGAUGAUGCCAGCGCCGCCCAUCCCGUCUACCCAGGCCUGCAGUUCUGCGCCAGCCAGUACACGGACAGAAUAUAUCUUUACUCCAAGGACGGGACUCCGUUGAACUUGAGCUUCGUCCCUCUAGACAUCAAACUAACCAACUGGGACGACCUGCCCGAGGCCUUCAGCCGGCGCCGGGAAAAUCAAAUACAGGUGCUGAGGUUCGUUCAGGAGUGGAGCAGCCUGGCAGCCAUGAAGCAGAAACUGCUUCGACGCAGCGGCCUCCUCUGCCACAGCCCCACUUUAGGCUUGCAGCAGCUGGCUGCCGCCCAGCGCCCUCACUCCAGCACAAAGAGGUACAUCAGUAAAGACGAGGUGGCCCAGGCCUCCCUGAGCAAGGCCCAGCGGGAGGGAGGCAGCGUCCGACUAGUCACCAAUGAAAACUUCUUCACAAAGAGGAGGUCUGCUGCUUCACUAACACCACCCGCUUCUGAGAGCAUGGACAAGAAGUCCUGUAAGACAGUGGCGGAGCAGCCCUCAUCAGAGUCCGGCUACCUGCAGGCAGUGGACAGUGAGGGUGUCCCUUUGUGUCUGUCCUGCCAUCAAUCCUGCUCUACCACCGGCGGGGCCUGGGACACUCGAUUUUGCAGCCACAGGUGCCAGGAGGAGUUCCAGUUGCGCUCCAGCCAGACGUACAUGCGCUCGCGGGUGCUGGAGGCAGAGCAGGGCAUCUGUCAGCACUGCAGCCUCCAUGCCCACGACCUGUUCCUGAAGGUCCGUGAUGCCCCGCCCUCCCAGCGCAAGGAUAUGCUGGAGAGCACUUGGCUCGCGCAGCUGUCACUCAAACAGCUGAAUGAGAUGAUCCGCGCUCCGGUCGAAGGGGAUUUCUGGCAGGUCGACCACAUCCGGCCGGUCUACAGCGGAGGAGGACAGUGCUCUCUGGACAACCUGCAGACGCUCUGCACCGUUUGCCACAAAGCCAGGACGGCUCAGCAAGCCAAAGAACGGAGCCAGAUGAGAAAGAGUGUUGCUGCCUCCAAGGUUGCAUCAGACAUCAGCAGGUUCUUCAUCCGGAAAUGAAAUGAAGGUUUAGUAAGGGUUGUAUAGGUGUAACAUUUCUUGAAUCACAUUGUUGAAUCCUCACUGGCAUCAAGAUGCAUCAUGAUUUUUCAGUGACAACACUCACAUUUAAGUAUUAGAAAUGCGAUUCCCUCCGAGAGAUUAGGAUUAAAGGCCGGGUUUCCUUUGA
This is a messenger RNA of Perca fluviatilis (European perch), 3791 nucleotides long. RefSeq names its product zinc finger, RAN-binding domain containing 3 (gene zranb3). Gene Ontology annotation, cellular component: nuclear replication fork. The record is from RefSeq and is a predicted model, not a curated record. The transcript is spliced from 22 exons. NCBI's taxonomy places the organism in Eukaryota, Metazoa, Chordata, Actinopteri, Perciformes, Percidae. Bases 194 to 3622 code for a protein of 1142 amino acids. Gene Ontology annotation, molecular function: nucleic acid binding; ATP binding; ATP-dependent chromatin remodeler activity. Gene Ontology annotation, biological process: DNA repair; replication fork processing.